CCCGAGGCCCCGCCCGGUGGCAAUGCGGGCGGCCCGCCGCGCGGCCCGCGGCGGCGGGUGCCUCAUGGCCUGCGCGGGCCGCUGCCGUCGCUGCCGCCCGGCGUCGGCGGGCGCCCGCCGGGCGCGGCGGGCGCCCGCUGAGCGGCCGGGCGGCAGCGCGCUCAGGCGACGAGGCGCGACGCGAGGGCUCAGGCGCUCACGAGGAUGGCAUCCGGUGGGAGGCUGCUCUGGCCAUGCUGCGCGGCGCCAACGUGUGGCAGGCAGCAGAUGUCAAGGGUCCGAAGAGCACUCCUGCCACUGCCAUGAGACACAGUAGGACGCCGAGGCCCUCGCCAUCCACCUGCUGAACGACAUGCGCGAGUGCGCGCUGGAGCGGCACGGCUACAAUUUUGGCGGGGUGAUCAGCGCGUGCAAGAAGGCGAGCCACUGGGGGCUCACGACCCUGCUGCUGGAGGACGCCCGCUUCGCCUGGCAGGGCAAGGUGGACGACCGCAAGGGCGGGGCCGGCACCGGCCUCUCGGCCUCGUUCGUCGACGACGACGAGGAAGUGGGCGACAGCGGGAUGGAUGGCCCGGCGGGCCCAAUCAAAGUCGAGGUCAUCAAGCAGGCGCCCGGGCUGAUCGCCGUUCUGAAGCCGCCGGGCGUCACCAGCGUCGACCUCCUCAUGCGCCUGCAGGAGUACCUGGCGGUCCAGGGGCAGCCGAGCCCCAUCACCUGCAUCUCGCGCCUGGACAUCGGCACUUCGGGCACCCUGGUGGCCGCGCUCGGCGGGGACGGCUCCAUGGCGGCUCACGUCUCGCGGACGCAGUUUGCGGGGCGCAUGGUAUCCAAGGAGUACCUCGCCCUGUGCACGGGCCGGCCGCUGGGCCCCGUGGGCUACUGCGGAGAAGCGGGGGCCCGGCUCCACAUCGAGUCCAUCUCCGGCGGCGCGCAGUCGAAGGCGUUCGCGUCCCAGGAGCGCGGCAAGGAGGCGCGCACCCGCCUGGAGGUGCUCGCCCACUACGAGAUGGAGGGCAGCCUCCCCAUCUCGCUGGUCCGCUGCAGGCCGGUGACGGGCCGGACGCACCAGAUCCGCGCGCACAUGGCGUACAUCGGCCGCCCACUGGUGUCGGACCCCAUGUACUCGGCCUGCGAGGGCCCAGGCGAUCGCAGCUUCCCGCGUGUCUUCUUGCACUGCCGCCGCCUGGUGAUGCGCGACGUCAACGGCAGCCCAUUCACGGCCACUGCCCCUCUUCCAGCCGACCUUUCUGAGCCGCUGGUGUGGCUCAAGCCUAUCCCUUUCGAGUCUACGGUAUGAGCAGGAGAAACAGUUCCGCAGCGUUGGCGCGCUCUUCGCAUCGCCCCCUCCUUGCCACGCGCUCCCCUCCACCUCCGCGUAUUCCCCCCCCCCUCUCCCCCUGUCUGAGGCCGCUGGUCUGGCUCGCGACUGUCCCCUGUCGACUUCCACUGUGCGAGUGCUUCGUUCAACCAUGCCCCUCGGUAUGUGAAAAAAAGCGUGCGUUUCAGAGCAUCGGGC
Molecule: messenger RNA, 1516 nt
Organism: Prorocentrum cordatum
Lineage: Eukaryota; Dinophyceae; Prorocentrales; Prorocentraceae
Source: the annotation of a GenBank genome assembly